Molecule: messenger RNA, 2745 nt
Organism: Paecilomyces variotii
Lineage: Eukaryota; Fungi; Ascomycota; Eurotiomycetes; Eurotiales; Thermoascaceae
Product: beta-glucosidase M
Exons: 2
Coding region: 254-2674 (806 amino acids)
Biological process (GO): glucan catabolic process
Molecular function (GO): beta-glucosidase activity
Source: RefSeq, a predicted model, not a curated record
UUUUAGAGGAAUUGUCAACAGUGAUUUUCAGCCUCGGACAAUUCCAUUUUUGCCUAGACGGAGAAACUGCAAGAAGAUGGAUGGUUCCAAGAUAAGCUAUUGUGGCCCCGAUUUCGGUGCUGGGUUGCGCAGGGCUGCAUUGUGCUUGCUUCUUGUGUAUUUCUUGGGCGCCUUUUCUUCGAUUAUCCAGGGUCUAAGAGAAAGAGGGAGAAAAGCAGGCACAGUCAGCUAUCUAGCUGCUCUAUAGUUGACCAUGAAUGCGUUGAUUCUUUCGCUGGCUGCCUCCGCGCAUAUCUUGGGCGCUGUGUCCGCUCGAAAUGUUAGCGCUGAGGCAGCUAAUCUGGAACGUUUCUGGUCCUAUGGUCGAUCUGAACCAGUAUACCCGACUCCUGAAGGAAAUGGCACCGCCGAUUGGGCAGAAGCAUAUUCCCGCGCCAGAGCUCUCGUCUCGCAGAUGACCGACGACGAGAAGAACAAUAUCACGUACGGAUAUACGUCGGCGACUAAUGGCUGUUCUGGAAACUCAGGCGCAGUGCCUCGUCUGGGGUUCCCGGGCCUCUGUUUACAAGACUCUGGAAAUGGCGUCCGGGCAACAGAUAUGGUGAACGGCUAUCCACCAGGUCUCCAUGUAGGUGCUACAUGGAACCGUGACCUAGCUUACGAAAGAGGGCACUACAUGGGCGCCGAGUUCAAACGCAAAGGAGCAAAUGUUGUCCUAGGCCCCGUCGUUGGUCCAUUGGGUAGAAUCGCCAAAGGAGGACGCAACUGGGAGGGUUUCAGCAACGAUCCCUACCUCAGUGGCUCGCUGGUUCGUCCGACCAUCAGGGGACUGCAAGAGUCGGUAAUAGCUUGUGUGAAGCACUUCAUCGGAAACGAACAGGAGACAUAUCGGAACCCGCCGACACUGCUCUCCGAUUCAUAUAACCAGUCUGUAUCGACCAACGUCGACGACAAGACCAUACAUGAACUCUACUUGUGGCCCUUCCAGGAUGCAAUCAAAGCCGGAGCAGGAUCAGUCAUGUGCAGUUACAACCGCAUCAAUAAUAGCUAUGGUUGCCAGAACAGCAAGACGUUGAACGGGUUGCUGAAAGGUGAAUUGGGAUUCCAGGGCUUUGUCGUCAGUGACUGGUCCGCUCAGCAUUCGGGCGUGGCUAGCGCUGAUGCUGGUCUUGAUAUGGCCAUGCCGUCUUCUACGUACUGGGAAAACGGUAAUCUUUCCUUAGCCGUGCAGAACGGAUCUCUUGCGCAAUCUCGACUUGACGAUAUGGCUACCCGAAUCGUGGCGACUUGGUAUAAGUAUGCCGAGUUCGAGGAACCUGGUCAUGGAAUUCCAGUUGAUCUUCUUGCCCCUCAUGCAAUCACAGAUGCCCGUGAUCCGGCAUCCAAAGCUACUAUAUUCCAGGGUGCUGUCGAGGGGCACGUCCUGGUUAAGAAUGUGAAUGGAGCUCUCCCUAUUCGGAAGCCGAAGCUCUUGUCAUUAUUCGGCUACGACGCUGUAGCCGCAUCACGAAAUACAAUGGAUAACGUAACCUUUAGCUUGUGGCAAAUGGGACUAGACAAUUCGUUGGUCUAUCCUAAUGGCUCUGCAGUUGAUGAUGUUACCUUGGAAUACAUAUUCCUGUCGAGCGCCGCCGCAGGUGAAUCUGGUCCUGCCGUGGCCCUGAACGGGACUAUUUUCACAGGCGCGGGUUCGGGGUCUAUUACCCCAUCGUAUAUCGAUGCUCCAUUCGAUGCAUUUCAGCGACAAGCCUACGAGGACGGCACAUACCUUGCAUGGGACUUUAGCUCGCAAAACCCCUCAGUCAACCAGGGAAGCGAGGCCUGUCUGGUGUUCAUCAACGCACAGUCCUCAGAAGGUUGGGAUCGUCCUGAUCUCAGGGAUUCGUACUCAGAUAGACUCGUCGAGAACGUUGCUGCACGAUGCAACAAUACAAUAGUCGUCAUCCACAAUGCGGGAGUUCGACUUGUUGACCGCUGGAUUGACCACCCCAACGUGACAGCCGUUAUAUUCGGGCACCUUCCUGGACAAGACAGCGGUCGUGCCCUGGUUGAAAUUGUUUACGGCAAACAAUCACCAUCCGGCCGUCUGCCCUACACCGUUGCUAGGAACGAGUCAGAUUAUGGCAACCUGCUCAACCCGACCGUUCCUCCUGGAGACGUUGACCUUUUCUACCCUCAGGAUAACUUCACGGAAGGUGUCUAUAUCGACUACAAAGCCUUCAUAGCAGCCAACAUUACCCCUCGAUUCGAGUUCGGAUACGGCCUCACCUACACGACGUUCAACUACUCGAAUCUCCAGAUAGCAAUUGAUCCCAGCGCGCAGACUAGCGCCUUCCCUCCGACUUCCGGAGUUCUAGAGGGCGGUUUAUCAUCUCUCUGGGACGUCCUCACCACCGUCAAAUGCACCGUCACGAAUACCGGCUCUGUCGCUGCAGCAGAAGUGGCUCAGUUAUAUAUCGGCAUCCCCGGUGGUCCCGCACGAGUCCUGCGUGGAUUUAACAAGCAGACCGUCACGCCCGGCUGUAGCGCAGAAUUCUCAUUCGAUCUCAUGAGAAGGGAUCUCAGCAACUGGGAUGUGAACAGUCAGAGUUGGAUCCUGCAGCAAGGAAAUUAUACAAUUUAUGUAGGUAAGAGUGUGUUGGAUGUGCAGUUGGUAGGCCAGUUGGUUAUCUAGUAAGAGAAGAGAAGAAGGAGAAAAGAGGCAUUAUUAUAUUCACCGAGGGGCAUGGUGUGCAUUAUAUCAUA